AUGCACAUAAUCAUGGAGCAGUACAGCAUCCUUGGUCGAAUUGGAGAAGGCGCCCACGGCAUCGUGUUCAAGGCAAAACACAUAGAGACUGGAGAGACUGUUGCACUGAAGAAAGUGGCUCUGCGGCGGUUGGAAGAUGGGAUCCCCAACCAGGCUCUGAGAGAAAUCAAGGCUCUGCAGGAGAUAGAGGACAACCAGCAUGUUGUGAAGCUGAAGGCGGUGUUUCCUCACGGCACAGGCUUUGUGCUGGUGUUUGAUUACAUGCUCUCGGACCUUUCGGAGGUCAUCAGAAACUCCGAGCGUCCCCUGAGCCCAGCACAGGUCAAAGGUUAUAUGAUGAUGCUGCUGAAGGGCGUGACGUUUUUGCAUCAAAACAACAUCAUGCACAGGGACCUGAAGCCAGCAAACCUCCUCAUCAGCUCCUCUGGAUACCUGAAGAUCGCAGACUUUGGUUUGGCUCGACUUUUGAGUGAGCAGAGGGAGAGACUUUACAGCCACCAGGUCGCCACCCGAUGGUAUCGAGCCCCUGAGCUACUUUAUGGGGCCAGGAAAUAUGACGAAGGAGUGGACCUUUGGGCAGUGGGCUGUAUUUUUGGAGAGCUGCUGAACUCUUCCCCUCUGUUUCCUGGAGAGAAUGACAUUGAACAAUUGUGCUGUGUGCUGAGGGUGUUGGGGACGCCGACUGAAGAGACAUGGCCGGAGAUGGUGGAGUUACCAGACUACAACAAGAUCACGUUUAAGGACAACCCACCGAUCCCGAUGAAGGAGAUCGUCCCAGACUCUUCUCCGCAGGCGCUGGACCUUCUCUCCAAGUUCCUGGUUUAUCCGUCGAAACAGCGCUGCUCUGCUAAACAGGCUCUGCUGCACCCAUACCUGUUCACUCCCCCUUUGCCGUCACAUCACUCUGAGCUCCCCAUACCCCACAGACGACCUCCGCGGCAGAGACUGCAGGCCCCGCCCCCUGACCUGUCCGUGGACCAGCCCCUGGAGAACAGCCUGGUGGACCCCGAUCUGCUGCAGCUAUGGACCGGCCCAUAA
Messenger RNA from Knipowitschia caucasica, 1038 nucleotides. NCBI's taxonomy places the organism in Eukaryota, Metazoa, Chordata, Actinopteri, Gobiiformes, Gobiidae. The record is from the annotation of a GenBank genome assembly.